AUGGAAAUUCAUUUUUCCCGUUCUUCCUUAUCAUACAACUUCUUCCCUUCUUUUUUUUUUUUUGCCAAAUUUCAAUUCUUCUCCAUCAACCCCCUCCCCCAGCCAGAAUAUAUCCAUAUUCCAUCUUGCCGCUUCUGUUUCCAUUACAAAAAAAAAAAACAACAACCCCCUCUUCUUUCUAUCUUUCCUACCUCCCUCUAUUCUACGCUAUAUUUCCAUGUCUUCGUCAAUGCCAUAUCUAUCUAUCUAUCUAUCUAUCUAUCUAUCUAUCUAUCUAUCUAUCAGUCAGUUCAUAUAAUCUCUGUAUAUAUCUAUCUCUCUAUCACACUCUCUCUCUAUAUCUAUCUAUCUAUCUAUCUAUCUAUCUAUAAGCCAGUUCAUAUAGUCUCUGUUCAUAUCUAUCUGUCUGUCAAUCUAUCUAUCACCAGUUCAUAUAAUCUCUGUUCAUAUCUAUCUAUCUAUCUAUCUAUCUAUCUAUCUAUCUAUCUAUCUAUCUAUCUAUCCCAGUGUUACUAUCUAUCUAUCUAUCUAUCUAUCUAUCCCAGUGUUACUAUCUAUCUAUCUAUGUCUGUUCGUAUCUAUCUAUCUAUCUAUCUAUCUAUCUAUCUAUCUAAUCUCUUUUGCAAUUCCAAACCACCACAAUCUUCACAACGCCCUCUCUCUGUUUCUCUCUGUUUAUCUCUCCCUCUGUUUCUCUUUCUUUCUUUUUCCCUUCCUUUAUCUCCUUUGCUCUGUCUGUCUCUCUCUCUCUACGUCUCUUUCGCAUUAAGCUUUUCUAAGUUACAACACUAUCUAUCUAUCUAUCUAUCUAUCUAUCUAUCUAUCUCUAACAUUGUUCAUAUCUAUCUAUCUAUCUAUCUAUCUAUCUAUCUAUCUGUUAAUAGGUAUUAUGGCAUAACACUAUCUAUCUAUCUAUCUAUCUAUCUAUCUAUCUAUCUAUUAUAUACCUUUACUUUCUUUCUUUGUUUUCUGCUUAUUUUCUUUCUUUCCGUUUUCUUUCUUUUUUCUUUCCUUAAUUGUUUUUGCUUAUUUUCUUUCUUUCUUUCUUUCUUUCUUUCUUUCUUUCUUCUACUUUCUUUCUUUUUUUCUUUCUUUAUUUUUAUACGAUCCCUUCCAUCCAUUCUUUCUUUCUUUCUUUCUUUCUUUCUUUCUUUCUUUCUUUCUUUCCAUCCUUCCAUCCUUUCUCUUUCCUCUCUUUCCUUCUAUCCUUUCUUUCCUCCCUUCAGUUCUUUCUUCUCCUUCCUUCCUUCCUUCCUUCCUUCCUUCCUUCCUUCGUAUUAA
Molecule: messenger RNA, 1281 nt
Organism: Acanthosepion pharaonis
Lineage: Eukaryota; Metazoa; Mollusca; Cephalopoda; Sepiida; Sepiidae
Source: the annotation of a GenBank genome assembly